AUGACUGUAGUUGACGAGGACUGCCGGAGUGAUGCUCGCUCCUAUGCGCAGAGGAAAACAUACGCUUGCAACUAUCUGAAAGAUCAAGCUAGACAGCUGAAGACUGAUCACAGCCCCACGCCUCAGACACGAGCAGGAGUGCUCAGACUUGUUUUGCUUUUUUUUGUGUCUGCAGCUCAUGGCCUUGGAUUCUGGACGGACAGGUCAGCGGUGCACGAGGCCGCCGCGCAGGGCCGAGCCCUGCAGCUGCAGCAGCUAAUUGAGGCGGGCGCUGCCGUGAACAUCGUUGCAGUGGACUCCAUCACCCCGCUGCACGAGGCCUGCAUACAGGGUCAGACCCAGUGCGUCAGGCUGCUGCUGGCCGCCGGUGCACAGGUGGACGCUCGGAACAUCGAUGGAAGCACCCCGCUGUGUGAUGCCUGCGCAGCCGGGAGCUUGGAUUGCGUCAAGCUGCUGUUGGAGUAUGGAGCGACUGUCAAUCCUCCACUCUUCACCUUCUCUCCUCUUCACGAGGCGUGCAUGGGAGGUAACUCAGACUGCGUUCAGCUGAUGAUCGAUCGAGGCGCCUUCAUGGAGGCUCACGACUGUCACUAUGGAACGCCGCUUCACGUAGCGUGUGCCAGGCAACACUUCGACUGCGCCAAAGUCCUGCUCAUUGCAGGAGCAAACGUGAACGCUUCCAAGCUCCACGAGACGGCCCUCCACCACGCCGCUAAAACCAACAACACCGAUCUGAUAGAGCUGCUUGUGGAGUUCGGUGGGAGCGUUUUCGCUCGAGACAACCUGAACAAGAAGCCAAUCCACUACACCAGCGUGGGCUCUCCCUCCUACCUCUGCCUGGAGUUCUACGAAAAUACUCCCCUGAGCCUGCAGCAGCUCAGCAGAGUGGCUUUGAGGAGGACUCUCGGCGCAAGAGCGCGCAAAGUCAUUUCGGAGCUGCUCUUGCCCAAGAGCAUCAGAAGUUUCCUCUCGCACAUGAAGCCUCUUGUCGUUGAAAUAUGACCACAUUUGACAGACUCAAGCAUAAAUCUGCGGCGUUUCGUGAGCUUCUGAUGGGGUUUUCUCAGAAUGCAAUGUGGCAGGCUGUUGAGGGUGCAAAAAAAAAAUAAAAUCUGGACUGUGAAACUAGCCAGAUGUUUUAAAAACAGGCAGGCUGGUUGAAUCUAGAGGCUAAACACUCAAUUACCUUGUCUAAUAAACAAGUACAUCUCCUUAUUAAAGCAGUAUGAAACAAAGGUUUCCAUUGUGUUGGCCAGUUCAGCUCUUUUCUUCAGAAAUAUGUAUGAAAUUACAGAAGUUCGUUCGCUUGUUACUACAGGCCACCGUCCUUCCAGUGUUAGCGCUGUUGCCGUCACCUGGAAUCUGGUUUUUCAUGUUUCUUGGAACUGCUUUCCGCCGAAACGAUUAGUUUGAAUCACAGCGGCAUGGACUUUGGAGCACCGCUACUCAUUUAGGUGGGGUGAAAUCUGUCUGCUUCUCUGGUAAAUCAGAAAUAUAUUAUCUUGGGGAUCGUAGCGCACUGUGCUGACUUCUAAGAAACUCUAUAGAGUCUUAUGUAGAGGCAAACAUUGUUUGUAUUCCACUUUGUUUAACAUAUAUUCCAGUCCCCAAACAACAAAAAGACGACAAUACAGUGGAAUACAUAUGUAGCUUUUUUUUUUUUUAAAUUUAUUUAUUUCUGGAAAUUUUAUUAAAGUCUUUAAUGAUAAACUGACUCUAAACAAAUGUAUUGUUCCGUUAUUAGCACUGUACAAUUGUGUGCACUUGUAUAUAUUCUGUAACUAUAUUUAUUUUUGAUGUAAAUAUGUAAAUAUUACAGAUGGUUAUACCUCUAUGAAGUUCAUGGAAAUAAAAAGAAAACAAAAUCGGUAUAUUAA
Molecule: messenger RNA, 1877 nt
Organism: Poecilia reticulata (guppy)
Lineage: Eukaryota; Metazoa; Chordata; Actinopteri; Cyprinodontiformes; Poeciliidae
Source: RefSeq, a predicted model, not a curated record